Oxyura jamaicensis (ruddy duck) is the source of this 577-nucleotide messenger RNA. It is a transcript of the gene CKS1B, whose product is annotated as CDC28 protein kinase regulatory subunit 1B. Gene Ontology annotation, cellular component: cyclin-dependent protein kinase holoenzyme complex; SCF ubiquitin ligase complex. Gene Ontology annotation, biological process: regulation of mitotic cell cycle. Bases 89 to 328 code for a protein of 79 amino acids. The record is from RefSeq and is a predicted model, not a curated record. The transcript has 3 exons. Gene Ontology annotation, molecular function: ubiquitin binding; cyclin-dependent protein serine/threonine kinase activator activity; histone binding. Lineage: Eukaryota; Metazoa; Chordata; Aves; Anseriformes; Anatidae.
GGGCGGGGCAGCCAACGGCCCGGCGGGGCGCUGAGGAGAGGGGCGCGGCGGGGGCUGCCGGGAAGGGGGCGGACCGCGGGCGGGCGGCAUGGCGCACAAGCAGAUCUACUACUCGGACAAGUACGACGACGAGGAGUUUGAGUACCGGCACGUGAUGCUGCCCAAGGACAUCGCCAAGCUGGUGCCCAAGACCCACCUCAUGUCUGAGUCCGAGUGGCGCAACCUGGGCGUGCAGCAGAGCCAGGGCUGGGUGCACUACAUGAUCCACGAGCCAGAGCCGCACAUCCUCCUCUUCCGACGGCCGCUGCCCAAGAAGCCGGAGAAGUGAGCGGCGCCGCCGCCGGCCGGGCCACCGAAGCACCUUCCUGCUCCUCUCCCGCACCCCCGGCCCUCAGGAGCCCACCUCACGUGCCCGCCCGGCGGCCUCGUGCCCCCCCACCGCCCCUGCGGGGUCUGGCCCUGCCUGGCCGGGGCCGAGCCGCCGGGUGCCCGUGACCCACGGUGCCGUCGGGGCACCCGUGGCGGCUCGGCCACGGGGCUGGGGCUCUCCAAAGCUUCAAUAAAAGGACGUUCGGGA